Messenger RNA from Penicillium macrosclerotiorum, 549 nucleotides. RefSeq lists its product as uncharacterized. The transcript has a single exon. The coding region runs from base 1 to 549 and encodes 182 amino acids. The record is from RefSeq and is a predicted model, not a curated record. NCBI's taxonomy places the organism in Eukaryota, Fungi, Ascomycota, Eurotiomycetes, Eurotiales, Aspergillaceae.
AUGCAUCUAUUCUCCUCGCCCUUUUCAUCUCGAGGUACCCCGGCGAGCGUCACCUCCAGCCCGCCCAGUUCGCGCACGACCUCGCCGCCCUCGUCGCCCUCGUCGCCCUCGUCGCCCUCCCGCCGGGCGCCCUCCCACCUGUUCGACCUGGCCUUCCACCCCCACCCGCCGUCGCCCCCAUCACCGUCCCGCCGCCCAACUUCCAACCCCGAUGCCCACGCUCACCAUUCCACCCUCUCGACCACCACUAACCCGACUCCCACCCACUGCGUGAGCAUCCUCCCCUGUGCCGUCCUCCGCGGCCGCUCUUCACUCAUGGUUGUGCGCCGCCGUCCGUCCGCCAUCGACGUGGCCCUCACUGCAGAGCGUUGCCGUUGCACGGGGGACGCCAUUGAGCGGCAGGGCCUGGACUUGAUGGAGCCACGGCCGGUGGAUGCCGGGUCGGGCCCCGGGACUGCGGGGGCAGCACCAAGCGUGGAGGCGCGGCCGGUGCAGCAGCCGCGGUUUGUGAUGGGCGGGAUUUUCGAGGUGAUGGAGGGUCGGGCAUAG